Molecule: messenger RNA, 1422 nt
Organism: Colletotrichum scovillei
Lineage: Eukaryota; Fungi; Ascomycota; Sordariomycetes; Glomerellales; Glomerellaceae
Exons: 2
Coding region: 1-1422 (473 amino acids)
Cellular component (GO): mitochondrion
Molecular function (GO): FAD binding; proline dehydrogenase activity
Source: RefSeq, a predicted model, not a curated record
AUGUCUCUGUCGAACCCUCACAGCCAGCGGCUCGCAGCUCUUCUGAGCCGGCGACACCCAGCCGUUCACCAUGCCAACAAUGCGCCUCUUUCACGUUUCCAGUCGCGAUACGCAUCCACCACUUCAGGGAACUCAGAAACAUUGCCACCACACUCCAAGCUGCCCUUGAAGAUUCUCUUACGGUCCCUGUUGGUGGCGACCAUUUCUUCCCACCGGAUCUUGUUGGGCCCGUCUCUGGCUAUUUUGAAAUUCCUGAACGACUCGCACCAGACCUGGGUCUUUGACGUGCAAAGGAAUCCUUUAUUGCACGCUGUACUGAAGAAGACCAUGUACAACCACUUCUGCGCCGGCGAGAACCGAAACGAGGUGACGUCGACGAUUGCGGAGAUCAAGCGCAUGGGGUUUCGGGGAGCCAUCCUCACCUACGCUCGCGAGAUUGUGGUCGACAAUACGACAGAAGAAGAGAGCGGUCGGGGGUUAAAGGAGAUGGAUCCCGCUUCAGAAAUCGAGUCAGAUGCUGGGAUCGACGCUUGGCGUGAGGGUGUCUUGGAAACGGCGGAUAUGCUCAGUGAAGGAGAUAUUUUGGCUCUCAAACUGACUGGUGCCGGUGCCGCCGUUUCAGAGGCGCUCACUUCGAGGAAGCCCCUACCAGCGCAGAUGGAGUCAGCUCUCUCAGACGUAUGCUCUCGCGCGGUGGAGCGUGGAGCACGCAUCUUUAUGGACGCCGAACAGAUUUCAGUACAGCCCGGAAUCGACGCAGUAGCAAUAGACCUCAUGCGCCGCUUCAACACGAAAGAAAGAGGCGCCGUCGUCUUCAACACCUACCAAGCCUAUCUCAAGAGCACACCGGAUACCCUGGCCCAGCACGUGGCGCUAGCUCACAAGGACGACUUUGUCCUCGGAAUCAAACUGGUGCGCGGGGCUUAUAUCAGCUCAGAGCCAAGACACAUGAUCAAUGAUACCAAGCAAGCAACAGACGACUCGUAUGACUCUAUCGCACGGGAGCUUUUGUCACAAGGAUACAGAGACUAUGGCGUGCCGGGCGGGAAGUCGUUCCCGAGCAUUGAGUUGUUCCUUGCAACGCACAAUAAGGACAGCGUCCUAAAGGCCAACGAGCUUCAGCAAACUCGCGCCAAGGAAGGGAAGGCCUUGAUCAGGAUUCAGUAUGGGCAGCUUCUGGGCAUGGCCGACGAAGUCAGCUUCAGUCUACUCCAGCUCGCAGACCAGAGGGCCGAUGCAAAGGGAUCGGAUAGUGAUGCCCCUAUAGAGGUCUACAAGUGCUUGAGCUGGGGCUCUCUUGGUGAUUGUACGUCGUAUCUCUUGCGGCGGGCGGUCGAGAACCGGGAUGCGGUAUCCCGCACAAAGUCGGAGUUCACUGCGUUGAAGAACGAGUUAUGGAGGAGGCUUACAUCUUCCAAAUGA